GAGUUGGAAAAUGUAUUUGAUAACUCUGGUAUAGGUGCAACAAUAGCACAUAUUCGAGGUGCUAAUGCUGUAGCUAUAACAGGUGCAGUCACUUCUUUUCCAAAUGUUCCACUUGGACUUACAGAUGCACAAAUUAUCCCUGCUCGAAAU
This is a messenger RNA of Dentiscutata erythropus, 150 nucleotides long. NCBI's taxonomy places the organism in Eukaryota, Fungi, Glomeromycota, Glomeromycetes, Diversisporales, Gigasporaceae. The record is from the annotation of a GenBank genome assembly.